AUGAAAUUAUUAAUAUUAUUAUUAAUUUCAUUAUUAAUUAAUGGAGCAUUAUCUAUUAAUUAUAGUGGAAAGUAUUUCAAACCAACCGAGUUUAGAUUCUUAGCUAGAUUCGGUUUUAGUAGUGAAGGUGGUACAAUGGAACUACAAAGAUUCCAAUCCAAUUACAAUACAACAAAAAUAUUAUUAUAUUCAGAUGGAAAUAAAUAUUUUGAUAAAAUUGUAAAUGACUUUGGUAAAAAUAAAAUGAGAUGUGUAGAUAAGAUUAAUAUGGCCGAUUAUGAAUAUUCCCUACCAGACCCAGUUGGUAAACCAAAUGAAAAUAGACACAUUUAUGAUAUUAAACCAAUUUCUCAACAACGUGAUCGUGUUUGGGUUGUAGCAAUUGCAGACUGUAGCUCACAAUUCUCUCAUUCAUAUAAACCAGCUUACAAAUCCUACUAUACCUUUGAAUUAUCAAACAAUGGUGAUAAGUUUGAUAAAGAACUUUCAGUAGAACAACAAUCAAUUCCACAAGCUCAUAUAUUCUUCUUUUUAUUAUUUACAAUAUUUUUAGCAAUUUCAAUUGUUUACACUGUUGUACUUUCAAGAAAAGGUUUACAAAACAAAGUACCACUAUUCUUCUCCAUUAUUUUAGUAGUAUUCUUAGUUUCUUUAGGUUUAUUCAUUGCAAAUUGGGCUCAUAUUAUUAAAUUUAGAAAAUAUGAAAAGAAAUUUUUAAAUUUAUUUGGUAAUAUUUUUAUGAUUUUAGGUAAUGGUUUAUUUGUUGCUUUAAUUUUAAUGAUUGGACAAGGCUGGACAACUUCAAUCUAUUAUGGUACUAUUAUCAAAAAAGUUGUUAAUGCAUUUGUUGUUAGUGCUUUGGUUAUAGUUGGUUGGGCUUUAUAUAUUGUAUUUGCUUACAAAUCACCAGAACAAAAUAACUACAUCUACUUUAUGGACACUUGUGGAGGUUAUGUAUUGGCAGUAUUCUAUGUUGUAAUUAUUAUUUACUUCUGUUGGACCAACCUUAUUAUUCGUACUAAACAAAAUGAUGAAGUUAAAAAGAAUUUUAUUUUAACAUUUACCAUUAUCUUUGCUUUCUGGUUAAUUUCACAUCCAUUGGUUGUUAUUGUUGCCCACUUUAUGGAUCCAUGGGUCAAAUAUAAAGUAAUAGCUCUUUUAAAUCUUGCUAUCAACACAAUAUUCUUUAUUAUUCUCUUAAUUUUAUUCCGUCCAACUAAUGAAAAUCCAAUUGUUGCUGUUAUUGAGACUGAUAAGAAAUUAGGUGAUAGACCAAUGGAAAUUAAAGAAGAUGGUGCAGGUGAAAAUAAAGUAAAUGAUUUAAAUAUUCUUCAAUAA
Molecule: messenger RNA, 1338 nt
Organism: Dictyostelium purpureum
Lineage: Eukaryota; Evosea; Eumycetozoa; Dictyosteliales; Dictyosteliaceae
Exons: 4
Coding region: 1-1338 (445 amino acids)
Biological process (GO): response to pheromone; G protein-coupled receptor signaling pathway
Source: RefSeq, a predicted model, not a curated record